UCCCGCACGAGCUCCUUGAAGGCAAAUCGGUGCAGGCCUAGUUAUGAGCGGAGGCCAGGAGUAGUUUGCUAUCAGGAGCGAGCCCAUUGGAGGCAAGUUGGUGCAGGCCAGAGAGACGAGUCGAUUUAGGUUCCGCAGAUCCGCCAACCUCGAUACAAGCUAUGUCGCUUGCCCUUAUUACAACGCUCGGCGUGUCUUUCGGAUCUACACUACGGGGCUCUGCGGCAUCAAGCUGUUGGAUGGCCCGCAUCGGCGAGCCCUUAGUGCUUUAGCGCUCGCUCUUCGUAACACUCCUCAAUCGAGCAUCAGUCGGGCUGACGCCUGAGAGCCCCGAUGCGGCUUCCGCCAUGGAGCGCUUCUGUUCAACCGCGCGUCUGCUCGUCCCUCUCCUCCUCCUCUUCCUCCACUAUUCCGCACACCGCGUCGCCUCGCCGCCUCCACCAGAUCCACCCGCCGUAGGCAGCGCCACCACGCGCGCGGCUUUAUUCGCGGGAAGGGACGAUCCGCAGUCAAGCCGCGGUGCGGCAGCGGCCGCGGAGAGCAGCAGGGCGGUGUGCAGAUUCGACGGGGCGACCGGCACCUUCUCAUACGAGCCGUACCAUCCCAUCAGCACUCUUGCCUCGGACGACUCCUGGGCACCACACGGCACCGCAUUGCACCUCUCUGGUUCCUGCCGCUUCCUUCUGAGCGCAUCCUGCGCCAUCCUCGCUGCCUUCCCAGAGCCAUGUGAUGACAACGACCCCUGCACUCUCGACGCCUGCAUGUGGCACGGCCAUGGCCCCUUGCCCCUCUCGUCCUGCCUGCCCCACCCGGACUGCUUCUUCCGCCCGCCGCACUGCACGCACACUCCCCUCCCCAACUGCAAGCACGGCACCACCACCAUGUAUCCUCCCAGCCCUCCCUCCUCCUCCUCGCCUGGCCCCGAGCAGAAUGGCUUGCAGUCAGAAGGCCCAGCCCCAUUUGCUGUGCAUGUGCAAAUGCAAGCCCGUGCCGUCUUACCGCUCUACCCCCCACCCGCUCCUCUCACUGCGCCUCCUCCUCGUGCAGUGUCCCCACCGGCACCAGAUAGCUUUCAUGCGUUUCUAGCUCAGUCCUUUCUGCCACACCAGCUAGACUGCUCGUUCCGCUCGGCCUCUCCCUCAUCCACCCCCCACUCCCUCCUCUCCACCUCCCUCCCUUCUCUUCCCUCCCUCCCCGACCACACACCUAUCGCCACGUCACACCGUAUGCCCACCUGCCCCUCGCCCUUCUUCCCUUCCACCUCGUCCGACCCCCUCCAGGCUCUCCACUCCUUCUCUCUCCCAGACGCCCGAGCUCAUUCGUCCCUUCCCUGGAGUCUCUUACCUCUACACCCCAUCGCCCUGUCACCCAACCAAGUACCCUCGUCCAUGCUAGCUCGGCGGAGAGGCAUGGAGGAGAGCAGAUUGGGGGAGGGGCAGGAAGGCGAGGCCCCUCUGCUGCCGCACCACAUGCACUUGCACCCACCAGUGGCACACCCGCCAGUGGCUCACCCACCAGCUUCACGGGCGCCACAGUUGCUGUUGCCUUUGCAGCUGCCACAGCCGCGGCAAGCAGAACGAGAUGGAGGGGUUGUGCUCUGGCAGCAGGAGGAGGGGGUGGAGGGGGAGGAGGGCUUGGAGGAGGGGGGGGACGCGGAGCAGCAGCAGCAGCAGCAGGAGGGCGAGCCGGGCGCAGAGGAAUCACAUGGUGUCCUUGCGUCCAUCGCCUCUGUAGAUUCGUUGCACCCAGAUAUAUCACAAUCCCACCUCCCACAGGUUGGAAACAUACCUCCACACUCCCCCCAGCCACAGCUUCCCUACCGCCCUCUCAUUACUGCCUCAGCCACCACUGCUUCAGCCACUGUUGCACGCCAUCCCUCCCCAGCCUCCUCAACCAAGCGCUACCGCCAUACCCAUCCGCCCCUCUCCCCUCUCUCCCUCCCCAAAACCCGCCGCACUGUGUCUUCCUCCUCGCGCCGUCCCUUGUUGCCGCCCUCCUCCCCAUUCACCAAUUCCCUCCGCUGGCCCCCUUCCCCUGCAUCCUCUAAGCGCCGCCCCAACGCACCUCCCACUCCCCGCCCCAGGCCUCCCGCACCUCGCCCUCUCACCUCGCCUUCUCCCCUCUCCCGGCGUACCAAGUCCCCUGCACCCAGCAGCCUACACCUAUCUAAACCUCGCCCUCCUAAACCCCAGGUGUCGGGAGGCAGCCCUCCCAAGUCCCGUGCUUCCAAGCCCCGUGCGGCCAAGCCCCCUGCUCCCAAGCCCCGUGGUACCAAGCCCCCACCAACGCGACAGGCAGCUCCUGAGAGAAAGCCACCGCGUGCCCCUUCCGGAUCCCUAGCGGAGGCCGACUACCAGCUGUCCUACGACCAGCUGCCCUUCGCCCACGACCGCCCGUACCUCAUCGCCCUCUCGCCCCGCAAACCAGGGAGAAAGCACCCUGCACACCGUCCACCGCCCCCAGCGACGAGGAGGAGCCCAGGGAAGCCGAAGAAGCCACCGGCACCACACAAGAAACCACCACCGGCUCCACGCAAGCCCAGGAGCCGCAAGAAACCACCGCCAAAGCAGGCUGCUGGUUCACCCACCCGACAUCCUCCUUCCUCGCCGCCCCCUUCCUUCCCGCCUCCUGCUCCCCCCCGCCCUCCUCCGCCUCGUCCGCUCUCGUCCCCCCCUCCUCCGCCCCCACCUCCACCCAGGAGGCGCAAGCGCGGAAGGAAGAGACCCAGACCCCCCCUCUUCAUCGCUCCUCCUCCUGCGCCCCCUCCUCCUAUUCCUCCCCGGCCCCCUCCUCCGAGGGGAAACGCCAACCCGAUACCGCCAGAAGUGGAAGGCAGCAGCACCGAUGGCACGAGUGGCAGCAGCAGCAACGGCACACAAGGGCCGCCCGGUGGCGUGUACUUCCCUGGAUCGCCCGACUCGCCUCCACUCUCGCCUCCUCUGCUCCCUCCUCCAUCCUCAUCUCCCUCCCCGCCACCUCCUCUUCCUCUGACUCUCUCCCCUCCCCGUCCUCCUCCUCCCCUGCCUUCUCCUCCUCUUCCCCCUCGAAUUCCUCUUUCCCCUCCCGCUCCCUCACCCGUAACGGUUAUGCAACCACCUGCUCGCCUUCCCCCUUCCCCCUCGCCCCCUCGCAACCAACCCCAACGCCGGCACCCUCCCCUCAAUCUCCCACCGCCUCUCCCUGCUCCCCCCCCACCUGCUCCUGCUCCUCCUCGUCCUGCCAACACCUCUGGAUCCUCACUUCCUCCCGCUUUCUCGCCCUCCCCUCCCCUCCCUUCCUCUCCUCCUCCUCCACCCGUCCUAGCCCCCCAGUCUCCCACAGCCCCCCCGUCGCCCCCUCCCCUCUCCCCCCCACCUCGAUCCCCUCCCCCCGUGUCCCCUCGCCUCAGGGUCUUCAACGUGAGGGCGUUUGGGGCAGUGGGGGACGGGGUGAUAGACGACACGGACGCCAUGAGCCGUGCGUUUGCGCGGGCGUGCGAGUACGAGGGGCGGCAGGGGCGGCGCGCCACGCUGCUGUUCCCCAAGGGCUACACGUUCUUCAUGAAGGGGCGCAAUGUGGUGUGGCGGGGGCCCUGCAGGAGCGGGGGACUCGUUUUCAAGGUUGACGGCGUGAUAUGGAGCUACCCGCGCGGCGUUUCGUACCUGACGCCCAUCAUCAACCUGCUCUCCAUCCCGCGCCUGCUCGUCACGGGCACCGGCACCAUGGACGGCCAGGGCUACGUCAUUUGGCCGCGCGCCGCACGCAGGCCGUACCUUCUGCAGCUUGAGAACUGCACAGACGCCGAGGUCACUGGCAUCACCAUCAGCAACCCAGCGAAGGUGCAUCUGAACAUCCGGUUCUGCUCGCGCGUGUGGAUCCAUGACUUUGAGACGCGCACGCCGUACAACGGCGGCAACACGGACAGCAUCCACAUCGUCUUCUCCACUGACGUGCUCAUCGAGGACUGCACGCUGCACGGCGGCGACGACAACGUGUCCAUAGUGGGGAGCUCGUCCAACAUCCUCAUUCAGAACGUCAUCUGCACUGCGGGCCACGGCAUCAGCAUCGGCAGCCUUGGGAACUACGGCGCGCUGGCGUGUGUGCACAACGUGACGGUGCGGCACGUGUACAUGGCAGGGCUGCAGAACGGGCUGCGCAUCAAGACGUACGAGACGGGGCAGGGCGCCGUGUGGAACAUACGCUACGACAACGUCACCAUGCUGGACGUGGGACGCCCCAUCAUCAUCGACCAGUACUACUGUGAGCGAGAGCCGUGUGACGACGGGCACAGCGGCAUCGCUGUCUUCAACGUCUCCUACUCUCGCAUCCGAGGCACCACCAAUGGCAGCGCCGUGGGCGGCAUCGAGUUGCGGUGCAGCAACCACGUGCCGUGCCGGCAGAUCUCGCUCAAAGACGUCUCCCUUCGCCACUCCAAAACCGGUGUGCAGCUGAAGCCAGUGUUCGUGUAUGCGUACGGCAGCAGCCGGAACGUGGAGCCAUGGAGUGAGGAGAGCGCUCGGACAUGGACCAAGACGACCCUGUCCAAGGCGGCUGCUGCUAGAAUCGCCAGCGAGUUCGGCAAGUGUCGUGGUUCUGGUAGUAUACAGUGGACCGAGUCUGCAGCGCGCACGCUCCUCUCAGCUUCAACAGCCAUUGCAUCCAUUAACGCUGCUCCUGCCAAUGCAGGCAUGCCUCCAUAUGCCACUGCUUCUAGCUCCAAGCCACUACAUAGACAGACAACCACCUCUUACUUGCCCCAGCAAUUGCCUCGCUUGUCUGCCGACACAACUCAUAAAGAUAGUGUACCACCUUCGUAUGAAGGGACUAGCAUUCAAAUUCCAACAGUGGAAUCUGAUGCAUAGGCAGUCCCUGAUGUAACACAGAGUUGUAUGUUUGUGUUCCAGUCUCCACUCUCAUGACAAGAACACACUUCCAAUACACGACCAGGGUUACA
Molecule: messenger RNA, 4933 nt
Organism: Closterium sp. NIES-67
Lineage: Eukaryota; Viridiplantae; Streptophyta; Zygnematophyceae; Desmidiales; Closteriaceae
Source: the annotation of a GenBank genome assembly